Messenger RNA from Gongylonema pulchrum, 522 nucleotides. The record is from the annotation of a GenBank genome assembly. Lineage: Eukaryota; Metazoa; Nematoda; Chromadorea; Rhabditida; Gongylonematidae.
AUGGAUGCUUCCGGAGAUCGUACAGCAGUUGAAGUUAACGAAGGGCAUACUGUCACUCUGGAAUGCCCUGUGUCGAGUCCUGUUGAGGGCAUCGAUAUCGAGUGGUUCAAAAAUGGACGUCCAUUUAUGCCGGAUGAUUCAAAUAUGCAAAUUGCUCUGGAUAAAACCCGACUGGUAUUAGUUAACAUCCAAAAAGAUGGCGAAGCAACAUACACAUGUGUCGCAAAAAAUUCGGCUGGACAAGCGACACAAGAAUUUGAUGUUAUCGUUCUCGUACCACCGAAUAUUACUGGUAGAGCGGUAGAAGAACUUGUGAUUGUGGAAGGUGAAUCACUGGAGCUCGAAUGCGACUUCGAGGCAGAUCCGAUUCCAGAAAUUCAGUGGACUAAGGAUGCUUCCAGCAUUGGAUACAACGUACAGGUAACACUUGCUGAAGACAUUUUGCUUUUAUUUAUAGGUCAGUAUACUCUACAGUUCAUCAGCAGACUUAUCGGAAAAUGCAUCUUUAGUCAAAACAGCUGA